This is a messenger RNA of Closterium sp. Naga37s-1, 2709 nucleotides long. The record is from the annotation of a GenBank genome assembly. Lineage: Eukaryota; Viridiplantae; Streptophyta; Zygnematophyceae; Desmidiales; Closteriaceae.
AUGGAUGAGGCUAUAAGACUCGCUUGGAUGUUGGAUGAUUUCGAUGAUUUAAUGGAGCUAGUGGUAUCAGGGCAUGAGGAGGCGAAGCUGCAGGGAAUGAUGAGUAGAAUGAUGAUGGCAGCAGCACAGAGCAGCGGUGGUGGCGGUGGUGACGGUGGUGGUGGUGAUGGCAAGGGGAGAGCAGAGGAGGUGGAGAUGCUGCUGUCGCUGGGGGCUGAUGUGACUCUCACAUCAGACGAGGGCAGCACGGCGCUUGACUGGGCGCGCAUGUACGGCCAUGAGGCGGUGUGCCGGAUUCUUGAGAGACACAUGGAGGCGCUGGGCUUGGGAAUGCCGGAGGAGGGGGAGGAGGUUUUUGAGGCGCCUCAAAAACGACCUCAAUGCUCGCUGGGCUUGGGAGUGCCGGAGGAGGGGGAGGAGGUUGAGGAGGGAGAGGAAGGGGAGGAGAGGGGAAUGGAUGAGGGGGAGGGAAUGCAGGAAGAGAAGGGCGAGAGGCAGGGAGAGGUAUCCAAGGCCGACGCAACAACUGAUGCCGCUGCUGCUGCUGCUGCUGCUCCUGCUGCUGCUGCUGCUGGUGCUGCUGUGGCUGUGCCUGUGAGUGCAGAAGCAGCGAGGCUGGCAGCACAGGAGCAAGUGGCGCUCUCUUUAUACCAAGCGUCUGUGGAUCAUGAUGAGGUGGAUUUGGCCCUCAUCCACCUCCUGCUGACUAGGAUCUGCGUCAGCGCGGCAGAGCGGCCGGCAGCACUCACGAGCAGCAGCGCCUUUGCUUCCAGAAAAUCCCAACAGAUGGUGAAACAGGGAGAAUGGAAGGAGGGAGAGGAGGGGGAAGAGGAAGACGAGCUUCUAUCUCUCAUUCCGACUUACAGCAAGGAAGGCAGGGAGGGUGGAGGAGCAGGAGAGGCAGGAGGAGCAGCAGCAGGGGACGGGGGAGCAGGUCUGAACGGGCCAGACUGCGCUAUCCUCGUGUUUCUCCCGGGGUGGGAGGAAAUCUCCCGCCUGAGAGACCGGCUGCUGGGUUCCUCUGUGUUUGGAGACCCGACGCGGUUCCUGAUACUGCCGCUGCACUCGAAGAUUCCGAUGCCGGAUCAGCGGAAGGUGUUUGAGCGGCCGGGGCAGGGCGUGCGGAAGAUUGUGCUCACGACGAAUAUCGCCGAGACGGCGCUGACGAUCGAUGACAUUGUGUUUGUGGUUGAUUCCGGAAGGUUGAAGGAGAAGAGCUACGAUGCGCACACGAAUGUGUCUACCCUGCAGGUGGGUGGGGUGGGGCGUGAGAGGGCGAGUGUCUUGCCGGGGCGGGUCGUGAAAAAGAUUGUGCUCACGACGAAUAUCGCCGAGACGGCGCUGACGAUCGAUGACAUUGUGUUUGUGGUGGACUCGGGGCGGCUCAAGGAGAAGAGCUACGAUGCGCACACGAAUGUGUCUACCCUGCAGACGGCGCUGACGAUUGAUGACGUUGUGUUUGUGGUUGAUUCUGGAAGGUUGAAGGAGAAGAGCUACGACGCACACACCAACGUGUCUACCCUGCAGGUAGGUGGAAGGGGGCCAGGGAAAGGGGUGGUGGGUGGUUUGAUGGGGGGGUUGGCAGCUUUUCAGACGCCUCAAAAUGCUGCUAGGGAGGGGCGUGCGGAAGAUGGGGCUGCAGCUGUUGAAGCGCCCCUCAAAGGCCGGGGCGGGGGGUCUGUUGGGUCUCCAAAACCAUUGCGCGCCAGUGCCAGGGCAGAGCAAGGCGGUGCAAACCAGAGGUGUGCUUCCACCUCUUUUCACACCCAUAACCCUCUCCUCUCUCUUCCUUCUAACGCCCCCUCGCCCCCGCAGAUCAAGAUUCUCAACCCUUCACUGGAUAUCCCUCUCUUUCUCUCAAAAGCCCUUGAGCCCCCGGUCCCCGCCGCAAUCACCAACGCCGUCGCCCUCCUGCAAGACAUCGGUGCUCUCGACCCCCACCAGUCCCUCACGCCCCUCGGGGCCCACCUAGGCGCCCUCCCCCUCCACCCAGUCACCUCCAAAAUGCUCCUCCACUCGAUUCUCCUGGAUUGCCUUGGCCCGGCUCUUACUGUCGCUGCUGCCAGCACCUAUCGGGAUCCGUUCCAGAUGCCUAUAGGGCUUGAUCAGAAGCUUAAAGCCAUUGCUGCAAGGCACGCGUUGGGGAAUUCCCUGGGCGGGUAUGGGGAUCAUCUCGCGCUCAUUGCUGCGUUUGAUGGGUGGGCUGAGGCGAAGGCGAGAGGGGGGGCUCGGGCUGCAGAUGGGUUUUGCCGGCGGAAUUUCUUGUCGCCAGGUGCGGAGGAUGAGGAGGGGGAGGAGGAGGAGGGGCCAGUGGUGGUGCCGAAUCCCAAGAGUGCGAGGGAGAGGAGGCGGAAAUUGCAGGAGGAGGUCAUGAGCGAUCCUGGCCGUGAGAUCGUGAUUGUGAUCGAUCGAUGGCUGAGAUUCCGCACCACGGCCAUGCUGGCGGCUCAGCUGUUCUGCCUGAGGGAGAGGCUGGCCGCUUGCUUUGCCACCAAGGUCCAUGAUCCGAGGAAGCCGCUCCCUCCCCUCCAAGCACUGACGCUCUACACCAUCGCCUCCCUCCUCUCCUUCGAGAACUACUUGCUUCCACCUCCAGCCAGCGAAUCUGGACCCGCUGGUUCGGAAGAGGUGGUGGCUGGGGAGGAGGGAGGGGAGCAGGAAGGGGUGGUGGGCGGUUCAGUGCGAGGGGAAGGGGUAGGAGUGGUGUAG